UACAUGCGGUUUUAAGCGUGUCGACCUCUGUGCCAAACACCGGGUACAGACCUAAACCGUGAAUUAGGCACAAGUAUGUCAUUUAUAUAAAUGUUAUAUAACCGCGGUUUGUUGUUGCGUCGCGUGAUGGUAACUGCCGUUCAAUUUUGUUCAUGAUUCUAAACUUUCCGUGGUGUCAUUUGUGACAAACAGGACGAUUCAAACGUGGGUUGCAAUCUGUCAACAAACGUCAUUAGGUGACAAGCACAUUUUACUUGUCAAGCGUCUCGUACAAAGUGAUUUGCUAAAGCUUUUUUAUAAUGAAUGUUAUCAGCGAAAUUGAAUGAGCGCACACUGUUCUAGAAAUUAAAACGCUGUUUACAUGGUGUAAAUUCACAAUUCAAAGUUCUUUUUCACUUCGUUCGAUGUCUGUUGGGUUGCAGUUUGGUGGUUCGCUCCUCACGCAUAGACUGUUACAGAUAUGCGUUAACCGCAUUGGCCAGCAGAGGUACAGAAAACUCCACCUCACAAGUAAAUUCCCUACUCACAGACCGUACACAAGGCAUUUCGGGACUAGUCCUAAGGAUAAGGGGGAGAAUGGGAGUGAAUCAACAACGACUCCGGACCCCAUGCAGACAAUGGGUAAAAGAGAGUCUUUGUUUGGUAAAAGGCGACCACUGUCGCCCCUGGAGAGGAUUAGCCGCCUAUUUCCCCAGGAUUCCCUUGCCCCAGAGGUGCUGCAAUUAAGAGAUGAGGAGAACCCGAAAGUGGAACAGCGGGAACCUGAAGGGGUUGAAAAUGAUAACCGCUCUUCAGCAGCCCCUGUGAUGGAGAUUGAGUGCCCCAACUCAGAAUGUGAAGUUCAAAGUUCAGAGUUAGAGGCACACAUAAUACAAGACACCAUCAUUGACAACAUAGUGCUUGAGCAAACUGGUGGUGCAUUUCUCAUGGACAUUUCUGGGCAAGAGAAGGAUUGCGUCGCUCUUAAGCCCCUUUUACCUGGGGAGCGUUCACUCAUGUUUGGGGAGCUGCUUCUAGCAGAGUACCGUAGGAAGGGUCGUGUGGAGUUUAGGAAGAUGUUCCAGCUGCAGGAAGGCCAACGUCUCCAGAGCAGUUGGGGCACCAUUGGACACAGCGACAUUGCGGGAUGCCAGGCAGGAGACAUCUUACAGACCAUUCACGGGACACCCAUCCUUAUACGACGCCCCAACCUGGAAGAAUAUGUGCUGUUUAUGAAGAGGGGUCCAGCCAUUGCCUAUCCUAAGGAUGCCAGUAUGAUGCUGAUGUUGAUGGACGUCACAGAGGGAGACAGUGUGUUGGAGGCAGGCUCUGGGUCGGGGGCCAUGUCGCUUUUCCUGUCUCGAGCUGUGGGCUCCAAAGGCAGAGUUAUGAGUGUGGAGAUUAGAGAAGACCACCACAGACGUGCUGUGCUUAACUACAACCGCUGGCGUUCCUCCUGGAGCCUCCGCCGAGGUGAGGAGUGGCCCGAUAAUGUCUGCUUUUACAACGCAGACCUGCAGGGGGCCACCUCGUUGCUCGCCGGCCAAGGCUUUCACUCUAUUGCUCUGGAUAUGAUCCACCCUCAUUUGGCUUUGCCCACUGUGACUCCACAUCUCCAUCCCGGAGCAGUAUGUGCCAUCUACCUUGCCAAUAUAACACAGGUCAUCGAUCUACUGGAGGGUCUCCGAUGCGCAGCCCUCCCCCUGCUGUGUGAACGCAUCAUCGAGGUGCCACUCAGGGAUUGGCUGUUGGCCGCAGCAGUCCAGAAAGAUGGCCAGUUCUGCCGCAGGAAAGCUCCUCCCUCAGCAAGAAGCCAGGAGGAAGAUGAAGAAAAAGAAUCCAUCAUCAGUCCAGUACCUGCAGCAUUUGGGAGUGUUCCUUACAUUGCUCGACCUCACCCAGAACAAGUUAGCCACACAGCUUUCCUGGUGAAACUGAGGAAGUAUCAGAGGCAGCCCUUUUCACAUCAUGAAAAUAAUAAUCACAAAGAGAGCAACUGAGAGACUGAAUGUUUUGUUAAUGUAUCAAUAAAUGUAAAUUCACUUCAAACCGCAUAGGAAAAUGGAUUGGUUUAGUCCUGAAGGUCUGACAGUUCAGGUAUGGUAA
Esox lucius (northern pike) is the source of this 2085-nucleotide messenger RNA. RefSeq names its product tRNA methyltransferase 61B (gene trmt61b). NCBI's taxonomy places the organism in Eukaryota, Metazoa, Chordata, Actinopteri, Esociformes, Esocidae. The transcript has 7 exons. Gene Ontology annotation, biological process: tRNA methylation. The record is from RefSeq and is a predicted model, not a curated record. Gene Ontology annotation, cellular component: tRNA (m1A) methyltransferase complex. Bases 405 to 1979 code for a protein of 524 amino acids.